CGGAACCUUCGAAGGUUAAAUCCGUUGUUAGGGGAACCGCCAUAUUCAAUGGACCGGAAGUAGACAGAUUCACAUUGAAAAUUUCUGAACUGGCAAGGUAAUACUAACGACUAUCAUUUUAUGAAGCCUGCUAAAAUUUGCUGCUGGUUUGAAUGAAAAUUGAAUGAAAGACUUCUCCAGCGUGGACUGCAUAACCCUUGACAUUCACCGAGACAUUCAUUCCAUGAUGCUCUUGAGGGUGCAGCGGCCAUAGGACUGUAAACCAUGUUUCUUCCAAGGGUAGUUUCACGACUGAACCUGCUUUCAAAAGUGUCUGGUUCAUCGCUGAACCAGAGUCAGGCGUUAUGCAGUGCUGUGCAACACUGUCAUUCUACCCAUUUCAGAGCUCUUCAGUAUUCAACCCGAUGCUUCACUUCAGCUGCCGACAAUAAAGUUUCACCCAAACUAUGGACACCUCUUGAGCCAGAGUUAGAGGAGGUUCUUGUGCCCCGUAAGCUUUCAGUUUCACCCUUGGAAAGCUGGCUUUCUCUGCGCUACUCUCUCCCUCCAUUGCUGGAGGCUUCACCGCCUCUGGAGGAAGGUGAGAUUGUGAGAAAAUCCAUGGUGCUGCCUCCGUUUGCGGUGCCAUUACUGGAGGAUGGGGAAAGCACAACACCACUGAACUGCAAGAAUGUGCUGCAGAUCCGACGAAGGAAGAUGAACAGGCACAAAUACAAGAAGCUGCUAAAACGGACCAAGUUCCUGAGGAGGAGAGUGAAAGAUGUCAGGCGGAAGAAAAAGCAGGCUAAGUUUGAACGAGAUCUUUCCCGAAUCGUUAGGAGAGCUGGAUUGAAGAGAGCCCCAGAUGGAUGGACAGCACCCCAAGUCUAUGUCAGAACGAGUCAGAAUAAAAGAGAUUAAUUAAAGGAAUAGUUCACUUCCAGAAUGAAAUUUUUUUUCAUUUUUAUUCUGGAAUUGAAUGAAUCCUUUAAAAUGUGUGUUAUGUAAUGUGUUAUGUGUUUUUUCAUAAUUCAUUUCACUCUACUGUUACUUCAUCUGGAGCAAAACAGUGACAUCAAAUAAUAAUAUUUACUGCAUAUGCGCCUAUUACUGCAAUAAAAAGACCUCAUCUCCCG
Molecule: messenger RNA, 1115 nt
Organism: Carassius auratus (goldfish)
Lineage: Eukaryota; Metazoa; Chordata; Actinopteri; Cypriniformes; Cyprinidae
Product: aurora kinase A-interacting protein-like
Exons: 5
Coding region: 265-900 (211 amino acids)
Cellular component (GO): mitochondrion
Source: RefSeq, a predicted model, not a curated record